Molecule: messenger RNA, 755 nt
Organism: Zingiber officinale
Lineage: Eukaryota; Viridiplantae; Streptophyta; Magnoliopsida; Zingiberales; Zingiberaceae
Product: protein YELLOW LEAF 1, choloroplastic-like
Exons: 5
Coding region: 231-686 (151 amino acids)
Biological process (GO): chloroplast organization; thylakoid membrane organization
Cellular component (GO): chloroplast
Source: RefSeq, a predicted model, not a curated record
AUACUGUCCGAUUGUUGGAUAUCUUGUGGUGCAAGAAAAAAAAAGGACUAUAUAAAUAGCUCAGUCGAUGCCUUCUCCGGCCGGCCGUUUCCUCCUCGUCUCUCCUCUUCUACGGCGGAAGGAGGACGCCUUUGAAGGGUAAGGAAGGCCCUUACCUCGUUUCUUCUAAGCACGCAUCGGAUGUUGGUGCGUUCUCUCUCCUUGCUUUUCGUUUGUUGGCCUUCGAAUAAAUGGUGACGCACAAAUUUGUUACAUCACCAGCACCAACAGUACAAUGGCCAGCUUUUCUUCAGUCUCAAAGAUUAUUAGAGAAAAGAAGGCUUCAACUUAGCCAGAAUGGUCAUGAACAUUCUGUUGCAUUUGCCAGAAAAAUUUCGACACCUGCAAGGCUACGUGUCGUCAAUUCGCACGCCACCUGUGCAGCAACUCAGACCGAAAAGAAAACUGCAAGAAGUCGAUCAUCGACGAUCUCAACCACUCCCACAAAUGAUACCCAGAAACCUAGGAAGCUUGACGAUGGGGGCCAGGGGUUUCCUCCAUGGUUUGGUGGUGGCGGAGGCGGUGGGGGAGGAGGCGGUGGGAGUUCAUCAGGGGGAUUCUUUUUGUUUUCUUUGUUAUUAUUUUUUGAUUACUUGAAGGAGCUAGAGGGCGAUGACCCUUUCGAUGAUAGAGGAAGGAUGUACUAAUUAAUAUUUCAGAUCCAUUUCCAGUCGGAUCUUUUGAAUAAUUAAUAAGUAUUCUAAUUCCUUGCUUGA